Molecule: messenger RNA, 1098 nt
Organism: Aphis gossypii (cotton aphid)
Lineage: Eukaryota; Metazoa; Arthropoda; Insecta; Hemiptera; Aphididae
Exons: 4
Coding region: 203-706 (167 amino acids)
Biological process (GO): negative regulation of smoothened signaling pathway
Cellular component (GO): Golgi apparatus; ciliary membrane
Source: RefSeq, a predicted model, not a curated record
AGUGUUUAUAAUAUCAACAAUUUAUACAUCUCGACAAUGAGAUAACACUAUCACAUUACUAUCAUCAAUUUAUAAUAAAUUUUAAGUACUAUUUUAAGCAAUUAAUUUUAUUAAUUUCGAAUUUUGAGCAUUGGAUAUUUACUGCUUUGUCACUAGGUGAUUUCUAUAAUUUAUCAUGGGUUGAAAAUUGCAAAACUUUACAAUGGACAAACUUACUGUUAUUUCGGGGACGUUGUUCUUGUUGGCUGAUGUGUUUGCAAUCGUCAGUUUGGCGAUGCCCGACUGGAUCAUUACUGAUGUAGGAGGCGACACUAGAUUGGGUUUGAUGUGGACGUGUAUGACCCUUUUUAACAGGCCACAAGUGUGUUUUACUCCUGAUCUGAGACUCGAAUGGUUAUUGGCUUUAGUCAGUAUUUUCAUUGGGUGUAUAUGUAUAACUACAACCAUCAUUUUGUUGGCCUCUUCACAUUGGGACCGUAAUGUCAUACCAUAUGCACGUUGGGUAGGAUUUACUGCCAUGGUACUGUUUUGUUUUGCUGCCGUUGUGUUUCCCAUGGGUUUUCAUAUACCCGAAAUUGGCGGUCAACCAUAUCAACUACCAAACAGUCAUCAAGUUGGCAUUUCAUACAUUUUAUUUGUAUUGUCACUAUGGGUAACUGUAAUAUCUGAGUUAUUUGCUGGCAAAGUGUGUUUACCCCAUUUCUAGAAGUACUCAUAAACUACAGAAUAUUUUGUUGUUUGUAUAAUCUACCUGAAUGAUACCAACUACCAAGUUUGAAAGCUAGGAAAUAAAUUAAAUAUUAUGCAAAUAAUAUACAGAUAUAUACAAGAAGAUCAAACUGGUUAGUUAAAAAAAAAUAAAACCAAGAACGCAUUGGAGGUUACAUAGCAAUAGCUAUAAAGAAAUCAUGUCAAAAAUACAUAUUUCUGCAAAUAUAUUCAUUGGAGAAAACAGAAAAUAUAUCUUGUUAAUUUUAAAAGCAUAUUAUGUAACUAUUAUAAUAUGAGUAAAAUUAAUUAAUUUUUGAAAUAAUUUACUUAGUGUAAAAAUAAAAUUGUAAAAUUCAUGAAAUAAUAAAGUUUAUUAUAUUAUGGUAA